UGUUUUUCUGUGUCGGAGAACAGAACGGUGGAACCCGGCCGAACAAACAGACGUUUCCAUGGUUAAAAUAUUCGACGAACGGAAAAGAGACUCAUUCUUUCUGUAAUUGGGCACGUUGAUCUCCGUUUACCGUAAAUGUGCUUCAUAUGUUUCAUGUGGUCGAGUAUUGCUAGUGCUAGCUCACCGUAGCUAUGCUAAUCACUCAGGUUGUGGUCGUGUAUUAUGACAGCUCAGCGGGGGUCCUGUUAGUGUUGAUGUGACACCACAGAUUUUCUCACCAAGGUCUAUUGUAGUGCGUGUCAACUAGCACCUGUUGGUACUGUACCAAUGUAAAUGCCCUUCAUAAUAUCACAAUCCUUACAAGAAUACGCUGUUGUGAGAGGAACAGGUUCAACCACCUGGUGACAGCCCAUUAGGGUGUUGUGGUGUUUGAUAUUUGCAAGUGUAAAGUCCAAUUUGGAACUAUUUGUUUUUAUAGGUUGAUUCACUUCCUUAUAUCACAAUAUUAGACUGGACUGCCCCUUCAUGUUAUAUAGGCAGCCAGGAUGUGCUGCAAACCCAGCCCUCCUUUAUGCACUUGACAUACUGCUUUGACAACCAAAUUUGAGACACACUUUCGAAAUUCCGAGUUGUUUGGUCACUCAGUCCUCUUUCAUUGGGAAUCAUCUGGAUAGGUAUCAUCUGGCCAGGUCAUGCAUGCCGUCGGGCCUGUCGCCCGCUCUUCGUAGGCACUGACCGUUUGAGCAAGCCUGCUUCCCGUAGGCGGAAGGUGUCUGCCUCCUUCCCCUUCUAGCCUCGUGUUCCCCCCCCCCCCCCCGCCCCCCAUUCCAUCCCAGACACUGCCGCCCAGGCCCGGUGUUCCCUAUGCUAACCCUGCUGAGCAUGUUCUACUAUAUAUGUCUGCGCCGGCGCUCCAGGAGCGGCACGCGGGGCGAGGCGCUCAACAGCCGGCGGGCGGUGGAGUCGGGCCAGCGUACCGCACUGCCCGUCAGCCUGGAGGUGGAGCAGUACGCCAAGGAGGUGCUGGACUUCAGCUCGCACUACGGCAGCGAGAACAGCAUGUCGUACACCAUGUGGAACCUGGCCGGGGUGCCCAACGUGUACCCCAGCUCGGGGGACUUCACCCAGACGGCCGUGUUCCGGGCCUAUGGCACCUGGUGGGAGCAGUGCGCCAGCGCGCCGCCGCGCUUCCGACGCACGCCCCGCGGCUUUCACAGCCAGGACUACAUUGAGCUGGCCUUCGAGGAGCCGGUGUACCCCAUGGCCGUGGAGGUGCUGGAGACCUACUACCCGGGCGCCAUCGUGCAGAUCCAGGCCUGCAACCUGAACCCUUUCUCCCAGAACACUCCUGCCGAUGUCAGGUGGGAGGUGCUGUGGUCGGCGGAGCCCACCAAGGUUCUGACCCCACAGGCGCGCCAGUUCUCGCCGGCCAUCAGGCAGAUCAGCUUCCCCACCAACCUGCUGCGGCUGGAGAUCAACAGCUCCCUGCAGCAGUACUACACGGAGCUGGACGCCGUCAUCCUGCGGGGCCUGCGGGAGCGGCCCAUCCUGCCCCUCUACAAGAUGCCCGUCAUCGGCGUGGGCGACCUCAGCGACAGCGACGAGGAGCUGGCCGACAUGGCGGCCGCCUUCAGGCAUGGCGGCGACGACGAGGUCGACGACGGGAAACCGCCCAACGCGGGCAACGGCCACUUUGACCGACUCCCGUACGAGCUGAUCCAGCUGAUACUGAGCCACCUGACCCUACGGGACCUCUGCCGUCUGGCCCAGAGCUGUAAGCUGCUGCACCAGCACUGCUGCGACCCGCUCCAGUACACCCAGCUGAGCCUGCAGCCCUACUGGGCCCGUCUGAGUGACGCCUCGCUGGGCCACCUGCAGAGCCGCUGCUCCCUCCUCCAGCGCCUCAACCUCUCCUGGACGGGGAACCGUGGGGCCCUCACCCCAUCUGGCUUCACCAGCUUCAUGAAGGCGUGUGGCCCCAGCCUCGUGUCUCUGGAGCUGUCCUGCUGCCACUUCCUGACGGAGGCCUGCCUAGAGGUCAUCUCCCAGACCUGCCCGGGGCUGCAGGAGCUCAACCUGUCCUCGUGUGACCGGCUCCACCCCCAGGCCUUCACCCACAUCUCCAAGCUGACACGCCUACGUCGCCUGGUGCUAUACCGCACCAAGAUAGAGCAAACCGCCAUACUGAACAUCCUGACCUUCUGUACGGAGCUGAGACACCUCAACCUGGGCAGCUGUGUUAGGAUCGAGGACUACGACGUAGUGGCCAGCAUGCUGAGCAGCCGCUGCUACUCCCUGCGCUCGGUGGACCUGUGGCGCUGCCGCAACCUGACGGACCGCGGCCUGGCCGAGCUGGUCUCCGGCUGCAGGAUGCUGGAGGAGCUGGACCUGGGCUGGUGCCCCACGCUUCAGAGCAGCUCCGGAUGCUUCCAGCACCUGGCGCGCAAACUGCCCCGACUGCGCAAGCUCUUCCUCACCGCCAACCGCACCGUGUGUGACGCGGACCUGGAGGAGCUGGCCGGCAACUGCCCCUCGCUGCAGCACCUCGACAUCCUGGGCACCAGGAUGGUGAGUCCACAGGCCCUGAAGAAGCUGCUGCAGUCGUGUCCCAAGCUGCUGUUGCUGGACGUGUCCUUCUGCUCCCAGCUGGACAACCGCAUCGUCCAGGAGCUCUCGGCCCUCUUCCCUAAAGUCGCCAUCAAGAAGAGCUUCACCCAAUGACCCCUGGCUUCCCCUCUCGCGCUGCACACCGGCCAUGCAGAGACGGAGAAUGGGGCCGGUGACUGCUGGUUAGCCAGAUAGCGAACAAAGGAUUUAAUCAAGACGUCACAGGUCAUGUUAGAUAUUGGAGGAGAGGUUCGCUCAUGGCAGGGGUUCCGAGGCGUUAUCCGUGAUCAGCGGGUUAAGGGUGGAGGAGGCAGCUGAACUUAAACUGCUGUCAGACACCCCCCCCCCCCCCCCCCCCACCCUUUCAAAGUCAUAGAACUAUUGGUUUGGACGGAUUUGCGUUUUAAAUAAGGGGAAGGCUGACAAUCUGCUUGAUUUCACUUCUUUUUUUUGCCAAACGGAACAAGGAUGGAAGUGUUGCCUUGUUAACCACUAUCCGGUUUUAAUUUUAUUGGAAGCCUCCUGUGAAAACGCAGGCCAGACUCUGUGGGCCGUUGAUAAGCAGGUUGAUCAAUGUGACCAUGAUUAUAAUGAUAAAUGUGAGACUAUUUGUGCAUCCAUUAAGUAAUUGGGGGUUGUUACUACGCAUAACCUCUUAAAUUGCUUGCGAGUUCAGUUCAGUUAUAUACUAUGCAAGGAUUUUAGAAGUCCAGCAUAUCUUUUAUUUUGAAAUGUAUAUAUGCCCAUCAGUCUCUUCUCAAGGCAUCAGUGCCAUCUCUUGGAAAAUCAUUGAUCAACUAUAUUGGCCACUAGGGAUGGGCAAAACGAUUCUUUUCCGGGAAUCAGUUCAUUCAGUUCAGUUCACUUUAACGAUUCGUUCGUUUGAUUUGUUCGUUAAGUCAGAUUACGUCAUUUGACAGGGAAUCUCACAGUUGUCGUCAGACAGAGAAAGCGCGCAAAUUCGACGGUACAACCUUGUCAUUUGUUUACCCAGGUGCCAUGGCAACACCAUUGCUACCUCUAAUUGACUGAAUCUUUGAGAACGUUGUAGACUUAAUCAAUAUAAGAUUGCGGGGAGACGAAGCUCUGUUCGUUCGUAUAUUUUAUUUACGUGACCAUAUUUUUGUUUUAUGUUAAAAAAAAGAAUCAAAGAACCAGUUCUCUUGUAUUUGGGGAACCAGUUCUGGUCGUUCACCUUCGGGAUUCAUUCGUUGUGAACGAAUCGGUCGCGACCGACUCAUCCCUAUUGGCCACUGUCCUAUCAAACUAACUCAAGUCACUAUAUUGGAUUGAACCAACACACGGAUACCUACAUUUGUCAUUUUUUUUAUGUCAUGUAAUUAUACAGGCCCAGCCUCAUUCAACAUUUGGUUGUGCUUGGUUGAAAUGUAUUUCACCUGUCCGCCUGAAGAGCAGUGCAGGAGAAUAGGACUGGACCUAAGUCUUCAUAUGCCUGGGUUAUGUUCAAACCCUGCACAUCUGGUCCCAUGCCAUCAGCCGUGGGCCAUCCAAGCUUGCUUGUUGUUGUACUCAAGCCACAGGCUGCCCUCUUAUGCGGAAAUGGCCAACUGGUGACGGAAUGACGUACUGCAAAAAUGUGUAUAGUUCAGUGUGAGCUUCACACUCAAGUGUAAAUAUUCAACCUUUAUAAUUGUCCUGGUACUCAGGGUAAGCGUUUCAUUUGUAUUUAUUUUUUACACAGCCUACUUUUAGUUUUCAUCCGGGAACCAGCAGAACAGAGGCUGACCUUCUGUUGAUUUAGCUCAACAAAUUCCUCCAUGUUUCAAUUCUUAGUCCUAUCAGUGGUUAGCUCUGAUGUAGCUGAAAGAUGAAGGGUGACGUCACUAUAUGUUGGUGUAAACACAUACUGUUAUUGUACCAUUGUUAAAAAAAAACAUAAAUGUUGUCCAUGGUUAAUUAUUGAUGGUGUUAUAAUAUUAAGCCGCAUUUGCAGUGCAAAAGAGCUUGAGGAAAAAACUUUUGCAAAUACUUGAAUUUUGCUUUCGAGCACUUGCUAGUUAGAAUGGGAAUUGUACUUGUGCCUUAUGUUUCUGGGUGAAUGUGUUGGAAUGUCUGUGUUAUUGAUUGUUGUGAGGUGAGGUGCUUUGCUUUCAUGGCGUUUAACCAAAGUAAUCGGAAAAACCUUGGCCUAAGCACCACAGCUAUAUUUAUAGGCCUUGCUCAUGGCCAUCGUAAUUAAUAUGCAACAUAUCUUUGUAUCACUCUCUUUUAAUACUUUGUCCUUUAAAGUUGCGGCUGUGUAGGCCUCCGCCUUCACCAUUUUUUAUGUUAUCGAUUUAAAAAAAGAAAACUUUCUGGAAUUUUAGGUAAAAUGUCUUCAGUUUGGACAAUAAAACAUGAUUUCUUUCCAAUUAGGUUUUCUAAAGAAUAUUGCUGAAAGAGCUUUUUUAAUCGUUUGUUUUGGUUGACCGUCAACCACUAAUAUUGCUGUAUUUGGUAACAUAGCACCUCCUUUAAAAUAAAUCUGUUAUUGUCCGAAACAAAACCUAGCUGGCUAAUAUAAGUGUUAAAAAAUAUUUAAUUUCAUGUUGCCAUUUAUUUUGGUUUUGAUUGCCAUGAAUAUGGUUGGUUUUAAUUCAGUUGUGGUAUUAGGGUUGGGCCAUCUGCAGGAUACCUAGUUAUGCGCCUUCCUGCGAUGUCAAUGCUGUAGUGUGUUAGCUUAAAAUGCUUGGACUGAGAAGAUUGAGGCAAUGUAGUACAAAGGUUGUGCCACAAUUCUGAGGAAUUAUGGGUGCUUCAAUGUUUGCCGGAUUUUAAAUAAACGCAAGGCCGAAGACUGAUUCUGCUUCUUUGGUCUAUGUAUAAUUCUUUACUCUAAUGCCAAAUGCUUCCACUGGACUUGAUUAACAAGGACUCUUGCUUAACAAAUGUAUUGAUUUAAUUGAUUUGUAUGCUGAUGUUCCUCAAAACAUUGUCUUAAAGGUUAAGUGCAUAUCAUACACAAGUAGCUUGCUAAUAGGCUUGGGGUAUUUAGGCAGAGCUCAUGUGAUUAGGCUCCACAGAGUGAACCGUCUCCAGACCCCAGACCGACGGAGAAGCCUUUAUGGUCCGCAUGAGUAACUUCAAGGAGCGUGUUGCGGAAUUAUCCCUUUUGGUUUAACCCUCCGCCGUUUAACUGCCUAUUAAUACCGCAGGGAGACGUGGCGAUGGCUUGUCUUCCUUAACAGCGUUUUAAUUAAUUGUUUAUGCCUGGUUUAAUGAUGUAUAUUGUGGCCCUGUAAUGUGCCCUAAUGACGGAGAACGAGGCGGCCUCGGCUGAAGUAUUCAUUUGGACUGGCUCCCUGAUGAUUGCUUCUCUCCGCCACCAAGGCGGGCUGCCGCGGUACAACCGGGGCCUUCGCACAGCGUGAUUCAUGGAGGCUUUCCCUGGCUCUGCGGAGGCGCUGGCUUCCCACCCAUCAUCCUUAUGUAUGAAGCCCAUAUAUAUCCACCAGGAGGGUGCACAGCUGCAAUUAGUUUUUAUUUUGUAUUAUUAGUAUUAUUUCAGGACCUUACAGCGUGUGAUGAAUGUGUUGGAGAAUGUAUGGUAGGCUACAGAUGGAAAUGUUGCUCCUGACCCAUUAAUCAACCAGAUUAUACAUGGUUUGUUUUCUUUAUUUAUUUAUUUCUACUAUGU
Molecule: messenger RNA, 6244 nt
Organism: Gadus chalcogrammus (walleye pollock)
Lineage: Eukaryota; Metazoa; Chordata; Actinopteri; Gadiformes; Gadidae
Gene: fbxl4
Product: F-box and leucine-rich repeat protein 4
Exons: 9
Coding region: 865-2721 (618 amino acids)
Biological process (GO): SCF-dependent proteasomal ubiquitin-dependent protein catabolic process
Cellular component (GO): SCF ubiquitin ligase complex
Molecular function (GO): protein binding
Source: RefSeq, a predicted model, not a curated record